AUGUGGGAGAUGGACGCGCUGCUCUACUGCGCGGUUGUCGCGCUGGCGCUUCAGUGCGUCUGCUGUGGCUGCUCCGCGAUCAACCUUGAAGGCUCAGCGCUGCUCAAGUUCCAGUCUAGGGUGGAGGAGGAUCCGCAUGGCGCCAUGGCAGGCUGGAGCGCGCGGGACGCCGACCCUUGCGGUUGGAACGGCGUCCGCUGCGCCGAUGACAGGGUUGUGAUGCUGAACCUAAAAGAUCUCUCAUUAAGAGGUACCCUGGGUCCAGAACUAGGAGGUCUUAGUCAUCUGCAGGCUCUUAUAUUAUCCAACAACUUGUUUAGUGGACUGAUACCUAAGGAAAUUGGUGGUCUCGCAACGUUGGAGAUAUUGGACCUAAGCAAUAACAACUUGACUGGGGAAGUUCCACAGAAGAUAGCAGAAAUGGCAUCACUCAAGCAUUUAUUGCUUUCCAACAACAGAUUUCAGUGGCCCGUGGUCCAAAAUUCCCAUGGGAACUUUGAUCAGGAAACUGAUUUCGACAUCUAUGAUCAUCUCGGGAGGGGUAUUUUGAAUCAAAGAGCUGAUGAUGGGUUCGAGUCUGGUUCUUCCACAGAGGAGAAAAAAAGAGACACCAGCAAUCUCUCCGCACGUCUUCCUACACAAAUUGCAGCAAGAAACCCAGCUGCACAGGUUAGUAGGCGCAGACUACUUCAGGAUAGCAAUCUUGCGGCGGCUCCUUUCGCAAAUGCUCCUCUUCCACCCUCAGUUUCUGUUCCUUCUACGGGGAGUGGAUCGUUUUCAGCAUUUAGUCCCAAAGCACCCGCACCUGCUGUAAAUCCUCCAGUUACUCCACCCAAGUCUUCUGAUACUCCUUCGGAAGCAGGGUCAACAAGAUCUAUGAAGUGGUUGUAUGCAAUUGUGAUUCCAUCAAUUGCUCUGUUGCUUAUUAUCAUUGCAUGCAUGCUUUUGCUAUGCCGCAAUAAGUCGGUGGCAACAAUAGGUCCAUGGAAGACUGGACUCAGUGGCCAGCUGCAGAAGGCAUUUGUGACAGGAGUACCCAAGUUGCAACGCUCAGAGCUGGAAGGUGCUUGUGAGGACUUCAGUAACAUUGUGGCAAGCUAUCCACACUACACCGUCUACAAGGGAACCUUAUCAAGUGGAGUUGAGAUAGCAGUUGUAUCAACUGUGCUUGCGUCCAGCAAAGAUUGGUCAAAGCAUUCCGAGGGGAGAUUCCGGAAAAAGAUAGACUCGCUCUCACGAAUUAAUCAUAAGAACUUCAUCAACUUGCUUGGAUACUGCGAGGAGGAGGAGCCUUUCAUGAGGAUGAUGGUGUUAGAAUACGCAGCCAAUGGGACACUCUAUGAGCAUCUCCACGUUGAUGGAUUUGAUCAUAUUGAUUGGAAUGGUAGGAUGAGAGUAAUUAUGGGAGUAGCAUACUGCAUGCAAUACAUGCAUGAGCUCAACCCUUGUAUAACACACCCUGGCCUACAGUCAAGUGCCAUAUUAUUAUCCGAGGAUGGAGCUGCAAAGAUAGCCGACAUGAGUGUUUGGCAAGAAGUAAUUUCCAAAGAAAAGAUGCCCAAGAAUGACGACGCCAGUGAGCACCAUGAGCCAAUACGUGCUGAUCCAGCUGGGAAUGUAUGUAGUUUUGGUCUACUCAUGCUGGAAAUCAUAUCAGGAAAGCCUCCAGAUUCUGAACACGAGGGCUCUCUUGCGAACUUAGCUAUGGAGUGCAUUAAGGAUGACCGGAGUAUAUCCUGUUUGCUUGACCCUACCUUGACGACUCACAAAGAAAACGAUCUAGAUAUCAUUUGCGAGUUGAUCGAGGACUGCAUCCAGAGUGAUCCGAAAAAGAGACCAAGUAUGAGAGAGGUCACCGCUAAAUUGCGAGAAGUGCUAUCGAUUUCACCAGAGGCAGCAACGCCGAGGUUAUCUCCGCUUUGGUGGGCAGAGCUUGAGAUACUUUCAGUUGAAUCCUAG
Triticum turgidum subsp. durum (durum wheat) is the source of this 1959-nucleotide messenger RNA. Lineage: Eukaryota; Viridiplantae; Streptophyta; Magnoliopsida; Poales; Poaceae. The record is from the annotation of a GenBank genome assembly.